Messenger RNA from Daldinia decipiens, 1867 nucleotides. Its product is annotated as farnesyl-diphosphate farnesyltransferase. Gene Ontology annotation, molecular function: squalene synthase [NAD(P)H] activity. The coding region runs from base 232 to 1656 and encodes 474 amino acids. The transcript is spliced from 4 exons. The record is from RefSeq and is a predicted model, not a curated record. Gene Ontology annotation, biological process: ergosterol biosynthetic process; farnesyl diphosphate metabolic process. Gene Ontology annotation, cellular component: endoplasmic reticulum membrane. Lineage: Eukaryota; Fungi; Ascomycota; Sordariomycetes; Xylariales; Hypoxylaceae.
ACGCCGUUUCCGUCCCGAUCAUCAGUAUAUCUAGUCUACUAUUAUAAUAAUAAUUCAUUUCGCAAUGCUGUCCUGAACACCACUGCGCUCGCUUCACUAUCACUCUUUCACCACCGCGUUGUGUUCACUCCCAAAGUUUUAUACCCGGUCUAUUCACACCGACACCUCCCCCUUAACCGCUCUCACAUUAUUUUCCCAUAUACCGCUUAAUAGAUCCAUCCAACUGCAAAAAUGGGUGGCCUCGGCGAGGUUCUGUAUUACCUAUUCCACCCAAACCAGCUACGGUCCAUCGUACAAUGGAAAGUUUGGCAUGAGCCGGUUCAUAGGCGUGAUCCCGCCAAGGAGGCGCCCACUCUACGAUCAUGUUUUCACUUCCUGAACAUGACUAGCCGCAGCUUUUCCACUGUCAUUCAAGAGCUACAACCUGAAAUGCUGGUCCCCAUCGCUCUGUUUUAUCUCGUGCUGAGGGGAUUGGACACCAUCGAGGAUGACAUGACCAUUCCGCUAAAGACAAAAGAGCCUAUGUUACGCGAGUUCGACAAGUACUUGAAAACUGAUGGCUGGAAUUUCAAUGGGAACGGCCCUAACGAGAAGGAUCGUGAGCUCCUCGUUCACUUCGACGAUGUGAUCGCAGAGAUGAGAAAGAUCGACAAGAAGUACUAUGAUAUCAUCGAAGAUAUUACCAUUAAGAUGGGUAAUGGUAUGGCUGACUACGCCGUGAACGCUGAGUUCCAAGAAGGUGUCAAGUCGCUUGAGCAGUAUGAGGAAUACUGCCAUUAUGUUGCUGGUUUAGUCGGGGAGGGCCUAACUCGCAUAUUCGUACAAGGCAAUACGGCGAACCCCGCUCUACUCGACCGCAUGGAGCUUUCUGAGAGCAUGGGCCAGUUCUUACAAAAGACCAAUAUCAUCCGUGAUGUUCAUGAGGAUUUCGAAGACAAGCGAAGGUUCUGGCCUAAGGACAUCUGGAGCAAGUAUGUUGACAACUGGGAUGACUUAUUCAACCCAAAGAACCGUACACAGGCUCUCCAGUGCAGUUCUGAAAUGGUACUCAACGCUUUAAAGCAUGCUGAUGAAUGUCUAUUUUACAUGGCUGGUAUCAAGGAGCAGAGCGUCUUCAACUUCGUCGCAAUUCCGCAGACCAUGGCUAUCGCCACCCUCGAGCUCGUCUUUCAAAAUCCCAAGAUCUUCUAUAGUCACAUCAAGAUAACAAAGGGUGACGCUUGCAACUUAAUGAUGCAAUCAACGCAGAACCUGCGAGUCGUUUGCGAAGUAUUCAGAGGAUAUGCAAGGAGGAUAGCGAAGAAGAACGACCCAAGAGACCCUCAUUACCUUGAGAUAAGUGUGGCUUGUGGCAAGAUUGAGCAAUUCAUUGAAACUCUAUUCCCAACGCAAGACGCAAAGAAGCUGCAGGCUGUGCAGGAAGCGGAAGGCGAGGUACAAGACGCAGCCUCGAAUGAUUCCUGGGAAGCCUUAUUAUUGGUCGGAUCUGUUGUAUUCGUGCUUCUAUUGGUUUCCGGUCUAAUGCUUGGUUUGGCGUGGUAUAUGGGAGCGAGGUUUGACGUGAUUUUCGAUAAAUCAGCCGCAUCCAGUUUAAGAGAUGCGGCCAAGGCGACAGCUACGACAACCACGACACUACUAGCUCACGAGGAGUUAUAACGGGCAUAUUAACCGACAUGACCGAAAGGUGUAUGAUAACGUAAGUGACGCUGGCGGGACUUUGGGGGAUCGCCGUUUAUUAUAUCACUUUUAAUGCGGUAAGGCGUGACAGAUCAUGCUACGAGAUGAUGAGGCAUCCUCUUUAUAAUACUUACUAAUAUACAUAUACUAAUAUUGUAACUGAUGCAUGUUUUUCGUUGUACGAUAUGUC